Molecule: messenger RNA, 999 nt
Organism: Papaver somniferum (opium poppy)
Lineage: Eukaryota; Viridiplantae; Streptophyta; Magnoliopsida; Ranunculales; Papaveraceae
Product: lysM domain-containing GPI-anchored protein 2-like
Exons: 4
Coding region: 1-999 (332 amino acids)
Source: RefSeq, a predicted model, not a curated record
AUGGUAUCAAAGCCGAUGACGAGUCAGCUGUCGAGGGUGAAAGAGUACGUUGGACGGGUUGUGUCAGGAAACGUUACAACUCUUUCGAAAAUUGCAACUCUGUUUGAAGUAAAAGACUUCAAUUCUUUACUUGGAGCUAACAAUUUACCACUUGAUACACCACCAAGCCAAUCAGUGGCUGUGAACGCGACUGUCAAAAUUCCGUUCACCUGUUCUUGUAACAACGGAACAGGAAUCUCCGAUAAAAGUCCGACUUAUAAAGUAAAAACAGGUGAUUUUCUAGAUCACAUAGCGAGGGAUAUAUUUUCAUUGUUGUUUACGUAUCAAGAAAUUGCAGCCGUUAAUAAUAUUAGUAAUCCUGACUUAAUUGACGAUGGUCAAUUAUUGUGGAUCCCGCUACCGUGUAGCUGUGAUAAUUUGGAUGGAGAUCAAGUCUUUCACUAUGCACAUGUGGUGAGGCGUGCUCACGGUGACGGAGAUGUGGAAACUUUGGAUAUGAUUGCGAGGGAGUUAGGGGUUACAGUUGAGAGUAUAUUGAAACUUAAUGAUGGUAAGGAAGAGCCUGAUCCUGAAACAUUUCUUGAUGUUCCGUUAAGAGCUUGUAAGUCUACCGUAAGCAAUAAUACAUCUCCGGAUUUCCCGUUGCUAGUCCCAAAUGGGACUUACGCUCUUACUGCCAACAACUGUAUCAGGUGCAAGUGUGACUACUACAACAAAAACUCGACAUUACAUUGCGAGCCAUCUCCUUCAGAGGUCAAAGUUCAGAACUGGCAACAAUGUCCUUCUGUCAGAUGCAUAAGCAGUGGAGUCGAAGCCAACGGAUCGAGUUAUGCACUCGGGCAAAGAUCUUUCAUAGACAACACUGGUUGUAAUGAGACUAGAUGUGCAUACACUGGUUACAACAAUCGGUCUAGGACAAUCUCUGCAUCCCUAGUCAACGGAUCCAUAUGCCCUGGUGAGUACCGGAACCACAUACUCUUUAACUUAUUGCCAGGAUAA